GGAAGUCCCGCGCUUCUGUCAGGUGACUGUGACGCAACACUCAAGCGACAGAAGAGCCAAAACAUGACGCCCGAACGCCAAUUUCCCCGCGUCGCGACAGCUCUUACCGGCCUGACGUUCCUCCAGACGAUCCCCCCCGCCGCGGCGUACGACGGCGGCGACGCGGUGGCCCUGCUGCUGGGAACUGUCAUCGCCAUUGUGGGCUUCUGCACCUGCCUGGGCUGGUAUGCGAGGAAGCGAAACAGACUGCUGUGAGAAAGCAUAUCUUGCUUCUUCUGCUGCCCUGCCUUCUUAUUAUCCAACUAAAAACUGAAUAUGAACUUAUUUCCUUCUGUGGACGUCCUGGAGUAAAGUUUGAUGAUUCCAGAACCGGAAACACGUGCUGGAGCAGAACCGGAAGGAAAAAAUAUUAUCAACUUGCACUUCUUCUUUUUUUUUUCAGCACCAAAUACCGCUGUUGCUUCUUUGCUAUAAGACUUCAACACAACACAAUGUAUGAAUGUAUCUCCUUUUGUGGAUAUUUUGGGGGCAAAAUUUGGAUCACAAAAGUUUGUAAAAGCAGUACCGGAAAUACGUGCUGGACAAGAACCGGAAGUAGCAACAUGCACUUCAAAUACUGCUUUACUUUAAUGCUUUUGUUGAAUAUUCUCUGUAACAUUCUUGCUUUUUCUUAAUUCCACAGCCCAGUAUGUGUGUUUUCAACAUCAUUCGCAAAAUAAAAGAACUUAAACGAG
Nerophis lumbriciformis (worm pipefish) is the source of this 734-nucleotide messenger RNA. RefSeq names its product small integral membrane protein 30. The record is from RefSeq and is a predicted model, not a curated record. Lineage: Eukaryota; Metazoa; Chordata; Actinopteri; Syngnathiformes; Syngnathidae.